Molecule: messenger RNA, 1869 nt
Organism: Schistosoma margrebowiei
Lineage: Eukaryota; Metazoa; Platyhelminthes; Trematoda; Strigeidida; Schistosomatidae
Source: the annotation of a GenBank genome assembly
ACUUUUACCCGCUAUAUUUCGAAGUCCUGAGUGACCUUGGGGAAGUAACAAUCUUCUUAGGAUUACGAUAACAACAUUUAACAGGAACAGAUCUCAUAUUUGAAUUUACCGUCACAACCUCAUAAGCAGAAUUGUCUUUGGCUUAUGAGCUAAUUAGGCUCGGUGUAUUUGUUAACUUAGCUAGUUGCCUUAUCUAUAGACUUUUAGCUAGUAAUUAGAUUGAGACAGUAAAUCAUGCUUUCCUGUAACAAAUACCAAGCGCAACAUCAACCUUUGGCUAAACUAUCUGUAAGAGUGAGUUCAUAAUUAUUCCCCAAACAGACGAUAUAUCGUCUGAUUGAUGUAGUUAAAGCCUAUAUUAGGUCACAGUAAAUCCUAAUUGUUUUUGUUAGCUUCACACCACGAUGCAGGUUUAAAAUCACUUGUGUUUUGCUAGUAGGUUAAUAAGUUUCACUAUUGUCCUUUUCCUCUUCUGCCAGCCUAAACAUGUCCUUUAUAAAUUCAGUUAUUUUAGGUAUUUAUUUACUUAAGCACACAAACAUUGGUACAAGGAGGCACCAAAUAGAUAUGUGCCACGUAAAUCAUUCGAUUUGUGCGAGGGCUGGGAUACUGCCUGGGUGCCGAAGCAGGUAUUUUAGAUAUCGUGACACUUACGUCUAAUUAGCGAUAUAUAUCAGUUUCAAAUGACGAGUCACUCGUUUCCUAAGAAAAAAAUUUCUGACAGGUUGUUUACUGGUAUAGUAAAUUCCUGAAUAAAUUCGACAAUUCACGUUCCGAAUAACAGAUUUAGGAGGAUUGAGGUUUGUUCCAAAGAUAAAGAUCCAAGGCUUCUAAUUUAUUGUUGUCUUACAUUUGACUAUCCUACCAAUCAUGGACAAGUAAUACAUUCAAACCAUUCUAGAUAGAAAAUAAUACAUUUUGCUACUACCUUCUUAGUAAAUAACUGACUAUUAUUAAGUGAAAUAGUGUUAUAAAACUAAAUCACUCGUGAAAAUCUUAAGUAUGACUUCGACUCCAGUAUACAUUUUUUGUGUUAUUUGUUUGUUUCAUAUUUUUUAUCUUUCUAACCCAGCAUAUAGACAACUGGAGAUGUCAGACGAUGUUAAACUUUCUACCGAGCUUAACAAAAUCGUUUUGUCGGAAAAAUGUCAAAGUGAAGAGAAAUCCAAUUGAACCUCUAUUCAAAGAUAUGCAAAAUGGAAUCACUUUUCGGCAGUAUAUUGGCGAAUCAGAUCUAAACAAUAUUAUCCAUCUCAUUGCUAGCGAUCUCUCCGAACCUUAUUCUAUAUAUACUUAUCGAUAUUUUAUAUAUAACUGGCCCAAACUGUGUUUAUUGGCUGUUAGUGAAGACGGAACUUGUGUGGGCACAAUUGUUUGUAAAAUGGAAGGUGCUAUAGGAACUGUUCGAAAAGGAUAUAUAGCAAUGCUUGCUGUUGAAGAAAAUCACCGUAGAAUUGGCAUCGGAUCACGAUUGGCUCAACUUGCAAUCGAACUUAUGAUUCAAGAUAAGUGUGAUGAAAUCUCUUUAGAAGCAGAAGUUGACAACAAAGCAGCCCUUUCACUUUAUGAGCAGCUGGGAUUCUACAGAGAUAAAAGGCUUCUUCGUUAUUAUUUAAAUGGAAGAGAUGCUUUUCGGUUAAAAUUGUGGCUUACGCCACGUAUGACCAAUGGUCUUUUAUAGUUUCACUGUUCACUUAUUAUGUAUUUGACUUAUUGGUCAUUGUAAAUACUUGCUUUAUUUUCGUUAAACUUGCGGAAAUUAGUUUUUUUUUGGUUUACGUUCACUAAAAUUCCGUCCACUAAGAGAUAUCAUAUAAUAUGUAAACUGAAUGUUCAUUUCAUUCUUUAAAAUACAUAGUAAUCCUGAUC